Acanthamoeba castellanii str. Neff is the source of this 876-nucleotide messenger RNA. Its product is annotated as Peroxin 11b (Pex11b), putative. Gene Ontology annotation, cellular component: peroxisomal membrane. NCBI's taxonomy places the organism in Eukaryota, Discosea, Longamoebia, Acanthamoebidae. Gene Ontology annotation, biological process: peroxisome fission; regulation of peroxisome size. The transcript has a single exon. The record is from RefSeq and is a predicted model, not a curated record. Bases 1 to 876 code for a protein of 291 amino acids.
AUGGCAAGCACAGGCAUCUCCCCCUUCCCACCCAUCCGCUUCGAUCAGGCCGUCAAGUUUGCCAACGACGCCAGCGGCAAGGAUCGGCUGCUGCGUCUCUUCAUCUACGUCGGCCGGCUCGCCAUGUGGGCCCUCAAGCGCCGCGGGCUGGCCGAGGCCGCCGCGCGCAUCAAGGCCCUCGACUCGGCCUUCAACCACACGCGCCGCGUCCUGCGGCUGGGCAAGCUGGGCAACGCCGUCAAGCAGUGGAACGACUGCCGGGCCAAGUUCUGGGGGCCGGCCGGCCUCAAGUGGGCCUUCUUCGUGGUCGAGCUGUUCAAGAUCACGGCCGGCAACGUCUACAUCUGCUGCGACCACCUGCGAUGGCUGGGCGAGAUCGGCGUCUUCAAGUCCAUCGACUGGAAGAAGUGGGGCGACCGCUCGACCUGGUGCUGGUUCGCCGGCCUGGUGGGCUCGCUGGCCAUGGACGCCCUCCAGCUGCGCGCCAGCCUCACCCGCGAGCGGCUCCUCCUUCAAGAUUUGAAGGACAGCCAGCUGCAGCCGCACCAGCUCGACCAGCUCGACCAGCGACUGACGACCAGCGGCGACGCGCAAGCCAAGUCACAGCAGGAGAACAAGGGCACGGCGGCGGCGGCGACGGCGACAACGGCGACGAAGCAGGAGGCGGAGAAGGCGCUGGCGCAGCUGCGACGGGCGCGCGAGCUGAUCUACUGGGACGUGGCGAAGAACGUGUGGGACGCGCCGCUGGCGGUGGUGGGCUCGUUCAAGCUCACGGGCAUGCCCGGCGGCGUGCUCGAGGUGUGCGGCACCAUGUCCUCCCUCAUCAACGUCUACCUGUCCUGGCGCGCCAUGUUCCCUCCUCCCGCGCCCAAGUAG